AAUAAUUUAAAUAAAGUGAGAAAACCGAUGGGAAAUAGUUCAUUUCAAUGUGAUUUUUGUAAUAAAUUUUUCACAACGAAAAGACAUUUAGUUGUACACCAACGGAUCCAUUUAGGAAUUCGACCGUUUUCAUGUGAUUAUUGUGAGAAAACAUUUACGCAAAAAGCUGGUUUAGAUAAUCAUAUACCAACGCAUACAGGUGAAAAACCAUUUUCAUGUGAUCUUUGUGCGAAGAAAUUUGCUCGACAAACGGCAUUAUCGAUACAUAAACGAGUUCAUACCGGUGAACGGCCGUAUGUUUGUGAUUUUUGUGAGAAAGCUUUUCGGCAAAAAGGUGCUUUGGAUACGCAUAAAAAAAUUCAUAGCGGUGAAAAACCAUAUGUGUGUGAGAUUUGUAAUAAAACAUUUAUACGGAAAACGAGUUUAUUGAAACAUACAAAGGCUAGCUGUGAAAAGUAUCGAUUGAAGCAAACAAAAUUGGAAAAUAUGAAAAUUGAAGAUUCAAGUGGUGAUGCUGAAGAUAAUUUUAAUGUGGAUGAUUACGUUGAAGAAGCUUUUAGUGAAGAGGAACCUACAAUCAGUGUCAAAGAUCCAAUUGCUGAGGAAAAUACAACCGGAAACUGCAAUUAUUCUAUGUUAGAAGAAACGAAGACAGAACUUGUUGAACAAAAACCAAUCUAUAACGAAGAGAAACCUGCAGAAAUAUUCGAUAAAACGAAACAAGAAAAUGUUUUAAUUGAUCAAAAAGAAGAAAAACCAACGGAAGUAUUCACGAAACCUAUUUCCGUUAAACCGAAACGAGUCAAAGAUAGACCAUUCCCUUGUGAUAUAUGCGAUAAAAAAUUUAUUCUUUUAAGCAGUUUACUAAUUCAUAAAAAAAUGCAUACCGAACCAAAACGUUUCUCGUGUGAUUAUUGUGAUAAAACUUUUACCCAACAAGUUAGCUUCAAUAAUCAUCAACGGAUUCAUACCGGCGAAAAACCGUUCUUAUGUGACAUUUGUGGUGCAAGUUUUGGCUACCAAAUUCAUUUAAUCAAUCACAAACAAAAACAUUUAGAUGAUAAAAUCCCACUUCAAACAUUUACCAAUCAAUAUAUUCAAUAUUUUCCAUGUGACGUGUGCGGGAAAGUUUUCACUCAACAAAGUAAAUUAACGAAACAUUCUCGAAUUCAUUCAAAAAAUUUCCCUAGUAAAAUAUUAACCAAUCAAAGAGUUCAACAAGUUUCGAGUAAAACCUUUCCUUGUGAUAUUUGUGGUAAAGUAUUUACGACUCAAAGUAAUAUGGUUAGCCAUAAAAAAGUACAUAAUCCAGAAAUACUCGCUUGCGAUCAAUGUGAUAAAACGUUCACUCGGGAAAGUAAUUUACGUGUACAUAAAAGAUUACAUACCGGGGAAAAACCGUUCGCUUGUGAUUUAUGUGAUAAAACAUUUAGCCAUCGAAGUACAUUCGUUUAUCACAAACAAAAACAUUUAGGUGAAAAACCAUUUUCCUGUGAUAUUUGUAACAAAACAUUCAUGCAUGCGGUUCAUUUGGAUCGACACAAUCGCAGUUUACACACCAAAGAGAAGCCAUUCGAAUGUGAUAUUUGUAAGAAAACAUUUAUCGAUAAAGGUGCGUUAGUUUCGCAUAAACGAAGUCACAGCGAUGAACGUACGUUUGUUUGUGAUUUUUGUGAGAAACGAUUUAAAUCGAGCAGUAAUUUACAAAAUCAUCGACGUAUCCAUAUUGGGAAAUUUUAUUCGUGUGAUUUAUGUGAUAAAUCGUUUACACAGAAUGUUGCAUUAAAGAAUCAUAAACGAACUCAUACGAAAGAAAAACCAUUUUCGUGUGAUGUUUGUGAUGAAAAGUUUGCUCGACGUGAUGUUUUAAAGAAACAUAAAUUAAAUCAUACUGAAUAAAAAAGAAAAAAAGAUGAAGUGAACCUAAGACAGGGAUGUGGUAAAAGCCUAGGUUAGGUUAGGGUUAUAUUGGCUGUCCACGAAGGACACACUUAGGCACUACACCACGUAACGCGGACGGAAUUGGCUACGCCUUAAUCAACUGAGCUAAUAGGGCGUUAUAGUCUAAUCAAAUUAAGAUUUUACGAAGAAUUAAUUCCCAGCAAACUGGAAAUUCUGAACGCCUGGGCCUGGCAGUGUAUCACGACUACUGCAGGAGCUGAUGAGGAGGGGGAGAUUAUGUCUCAUCUUCUCUGUCACUGCCCAGCUGUUGCCAUAAAGAGAUGGACUUAUUUGAGCCAGCCUCUGUUUGACGACCUCUCCGACCUAAAGUCCGACGACGUCAAGAUAGCAGGAGGGCUUGAGCCAGCCUCUUUUUUACGACCUUUCCGACCUAAAGUCCGACGAAGUCGAAGGUAACAAGAAUGCUUGAGGCAGCCUUUCUUUGACGACCUUAAGUCCGUCGACGUCAAAGCACUUCUGUUGUUCUUAAACAGCUCCAAAUGUUUCAUGAAUUAGUGGCCGGAGAUGAGCC
Molecule: messenger RNA, 2473 nt
Organism: Chrysoperla carnea
Lineage: Eukaryota; Metazoa; Arthropoda; Insecta; Neuroptera; Chrysopidae
Product: gastrula zinc finger protein XlCGF26.1-like
Exons: 2
Coding region: 28-1899 (623 amino acids)
Source: RefSeq, a predicted model, not a curated record